Messenger RNA from Lepus europaeus (European hare), 4416 nucleotides. It is a transcript of the gene LRAT, whose product is annotated as lecithin retinol acyltransferase. Lineage: Eukaryota; Metazoa; Chordata; Mammalia; Lagomorpha; Leporidae. The record is from RefSeq and is a predicted model, not a curated record. Gene Ontology annotation, molecular function: phosphatidylcholine-retinol O-acyltransferase activity. The transcript is spliced from 2 exons. Gene Ontology annotation, biological process: retinol metabolic process. Bases 253 to 945 code for a protein of 230 amino acids.
GCCUCCAGGUGCGCGCUUUGCCAGGCUCCUCCCAGACCCUACGGCCGGGCUCAGCCGAUUCCUCCCUCUGCUGGGCCCCCAGGGCCAGUUGGCAGUGUCUCCCAGCUUCUCCCCCGCCCCCCUCUGCAGUCGCCGCACCUUGCUGGGCCCCCAGCCUGCAGGUGAGCAGCAGCGUCGCGCCCCUGCCCCGAGAGCUCUCUCUGCCCGGCCCGUGCCGGGGCAGCGGCGGCGCCACCCGACUCGCCUUGCAGGAUGAAGAACCCGAUGCUGGAGGUGGUGUCCCUGCUGCUGGAGAAGCUGUUCCUCAUCUCCAACUUCAGGCUCUUCGGCUCCGACUGCCCUGGCGAAGACAAAGAGCAGAGCGGUUUCUACGAGGUCAACUCUUUCCUCCGCGGCGACGUGCUGGAGGUGCCCCGGACCCAUCUGACCCACUACGGCAUCUACCUGGGCGACAACCGUGUCGCCCACCUAAUGCCCGACAUCCUGUUGGCCCUGACCGACGACAAGGGGCGCACGCAGAAAGUGGUCUCCAACAAGCGCCUCAUCCUGGGCGUCAUUGCCAGGGUGGCCAGCAUCCGCGUGGACACAGUGGAGGACUUCGCCUACGGAGCCCACAUCCUGGUCAAUCACCUGGACGAGUCCCUUAAUAAAAAGGCGCUGUUCAACGAGGAGGUGGCGCGGAGGGCUGAGAAGCUGCUGGGCAUCACCACCUACAGUCUGCUGUGGAACAACUGCGAGCACUUCGUGACCUACUGCAGAUAUGGCACCCCGAUCAGCCCGCAGGCCGACAAGUUUUGUGAGACCGUGAAGAUAAUCAUUCGUGAUCAGAGGAGCGUUCUUGCCUCAGCAGUCUUGGGACUGGCAUCUAUAGUGUGGAUGGGCCUGGCAUCCUAUACCACUCUCCCUGCAAUCUUUAUUCCAUUCUGCCUAUGGAUGGUUGGCUGACUUCCUUUCCCCACGUCAACUGUGUGUGUUCUGUGUGUAAAUAGGUUUAUAUUUAUAGUCCACAAAUCAGUAUAAGCAUUGUUGAGAAAAAUGUGACCUGUAACACUGUGUUCUGGAUAAAAUUGUGACUUAGAAUCACGCAAAGUGCUUACUGUGUAAGCCAAGAACAAAGGCUUUCCGGAUCUUCUGAGGCAGUUCCAUUUUCAAGGGCCGCCAAUCCUUGGAAACCUAACAGCUUGUGAUAGAACCCAGCAGCACGAGAAAUCCAGCCCUUAAGCUGAUGGCUGCACGGCGUAUUUGCAUUCCUUUUUUUCCUCCAGUAAUCUUGUUUUAUUCAGGCCUGAAUCUGCAGAUUGGAAGACUUACAAACUGGGAUCAUUAACUUCACUGUAAAUUUGUUUCAUUGAUAAAAGUACAUGAAACUGAAGGAAUUCCCCUCAUUCAGGUGAAAACACCUCAAUGACUGGCCAAAAGCAACAACUCAAACCCACAAUCUAUUUCUUCAUGUAUUAUAUAUAAUCCUGAGUAUGUUAAGAAUAUUUUAUUGUUUUUACUUGAAACCAGUAUUGGCAAAGCUAAAGUUUAAUGGAAAAAAAAAAAACUGAUUCAAACAUGUUAAAAUCUUUGUUUUCUUUAAGAAAUAGCUACUAAAACAUCAUCUGAGCAAUUUGAGUUGUAUCUUUUUACUUGGAAGUCUGGCAUUGAUUAAUUUUUCCCCUUUUAUGUACCCCUGUGGCUACUUUAAAUCAUGCUGAGGGGAACAUGGAUAUAGGACUAAAGUAAGUGGGGUGUUUGGUAUGUGCUAUGUGACAAAUAAAUAUGCAGAUAUCCAUAUACUUAAAGAUUAAGGUACAGAUUGUGUUUAUACUUGAUUGAUUUAUUAUCGUUUUGGCAUUGUUAUUAUAGAAUCCUUGAAUCUAUAGUGUAACUCUCAUAUGAGGGUACUUCAAAAAGUUCCUGGAAAAACAGAAUGAAAAGUUUAUAUGGUGCAAUAAAAUUUUGAAAUUCAUGUGUAGUUUUUUCUUAAUAUGUAUUUUCCAUGAACUUUUUGAAUAUUCUUUGUAUAUGUCACAGGUUGGGUUAUUCUUGUAAAUCAUUUACUAAUAUACCAUCUAACUUUUUAAAAAGCCCUUGUAAUGGUUUUCUGGUCAGUUUUCUCCAUUUCUAAGUAUUGUUAUGUUCUUAAAAAGAUGCCACAGCAGUAUAUAAAAUCCAGAUAAGUAGGACCAAAGGAAAUUAUGGUUUGAAUUAUUUUUAAGAGGCUUAACACUGCUAGGAAUGUAAAUUUGUUUUCCUGUGAGAUUGUUAUGUGUUGAGAUAUAGCAACAUUAAAACAAGCAUUCCAGUACUUUUGUAGAAUUACCAGAUUCUAAAAUUAAGCCACAACCUGGAUUUGCAUUUUAGGUAUUUUUAAAGUGCUUUAUUAACUAUCAAGAAUCACAAAAUAAUGAAACAUACUGUAAGUAAUAUGGGAGGGGCGGAGCCAGUGAUCCAAUCAGAGCAAAGUAAAGAGCAGACUUCAGUUUAUCUGAAGGGCAUUAUCAUCCCUAACUUUCCUACAACAAAUGCAGUUAGAACAUCAUGAUCAUUAAACUUGAUGUGCAUUAUUCAACCUACACGUUUAGUUAUUUAAAUGUCUUAAAUGAUUAAAACAUUGUGUCAAUACCAUAAAAUAUAGGUGUUCUAGGGUCUAUUCUAACCACUUCAAUACAUAUACAUAUAUAUAUAUGAGAACCAUUAUACUAAUGGUUUUUCACUUACUACUCUCAUAGUAACUACUUAACUGAAUCCAGUCUUGAAAAUAUAGUGUUGUCAUAAAUAAUUAAUACCUUUUCACAAACUUUAGUAUUGCAGGCUGCAAAGUCCACUGUUUGAAACUAAAUCUGUGGGACGAGCUUUGGCGCAGCAAUUAAGAUGCCACUUGGGAUGUGAACCUCACAUGCUGGAGUGCCAGGUUCCAGUCCUGGCUACUCUGCUUCAGACCCAGCUUCCUGCAGAUGUGCACCCUGGUAUGCAGCAGGUGAUGUCUCAGGUACAUCGUGGCUCCCUGCCACCCAAGUAGGAGAUGUGGAUGAAGUCUCCGGGCUUUGGGCUGUCCCAAUCAUGGUAUAGGCAUUUGGGGAGUGAAGCAGCAGAUGAAGCUCUCCCUUUCAAAUGAAAUGACAAUAAAUAAAAAUUUAAAAAUAAUUAAAUCUGUGUUCAAAAAUAAUUACUCCUCAUUAUAUGUCAAGGAAGUUCUUAAGUCUGGAAUUAGCAUCAUUAGUUUUUUCUCACUUCAUAUCAUUAAAGCAAGGCUCAAUUCUUCAUUCAUUCCAGUGCUCUUUAUAUGCCAGGCACUGACCUGUUGUAAUGUCAUGGCUAGAAUUAAUAUUAUCUUUUAACUAGUUAUAAUGGUAUGUAGAUAUUCUAUGAGAAUAUAGGAAAAGAAGCAGUUAAGUCUGCCUGAAGGAUCGGAGAAAUCUAUCUGAAGAAGGCAAUGCUGGUAUUAAACUGAGAAAUUAGGUGAUCUUACCACAAUAGUGGUUCCUACUACUACUGGGAAGAAGGAGGUGGAAGGAAGGUUUUAUUUACUAAAAGUUCCACAAUGCUAGAAUUUUUGAACUUCUUGGGGAAAAAACAGGAGUUUUUGUUUUAUUGUGCUCAUUUGGUUAAUUGCUUAACAAUGUAGGAAGAAAGGCAUAUUUUCCUGAUUGUUGCCUAUGGAAGAAACCCUGAGACAUUAAUAGGUCUCCUACCUUGAGGGACUUCAUCUGUUAAGAGUCAUCUUUAUGAUCUUGCAACUCCCUUAAAUCUCCUAACUUGUGAAAUGAUAAUCAGUUAGUGUUUGAUAAAGUUUUUCACGGCUCAUUAUGUUCUUUGUCAUAGAUGAAGGCUGAAUAGGAUGAGCUGUCCCUAAGAGGAGUUAAUGCAAGUGUCAGGUACAAGGCAAGUGUCAAGGAUGAAAAGAUGAAUGAUAUAUGGGCCUCUUCCUUGAGGUUUAUGGUCUAACCCAGUAGAUACAGAUGUAUUAAGACUUUCAAUGAUUGGCAUCUGAAUAGAGCUGAUUGAAGGUACAAAGAAGUGGUUGGUUUUAAUUGAUAAAGCAAAAAUAAUAGAGACUGGGCACAGAGAUUUUAAAUAUAUGUAUUUUCUAAGGGACAGAUUUUUGGGUGGGACAUUCCACUCACUGGUAACAGCAUGGCCAGAUGCAUGAAAAUUGCCUCCAACAUGCCUUGCAUGUAGCUGUGAGGUAAUCCACACUAUGUUGACUGAAAGCGUAACAAAGCAUAGGACAUGCAGGCGAAUGCAAGUGAUUCCAGGGCUAGAGACAAGAGGGGUGGUAAGCAGAGAUGUCAAAAAGGAAUUUAGUAGUCAGAUGGUACAAGUCUUGGGUACGGCAAGAAGUUCAGACUUUAUGAACAUGCAGUGAAGUUCCAGGAUAUAGAAUGAUAUCUCCAAAAAGUAUGGGAUAGGGAUGGGAACAGUAGGCAA